UCGAGCCUCAUCUCUCCUCACCUCCCUUGCCUUAACAUCCGCCGCCCGAUCCGAUCCACGGCCUAUACUACUGGGCAGUCUGGUUUUAACUGUGCCCUCGUAUCGAGCUCAGACAAAAGCAACAUGAUCAACGCAGUCCUCGUCUUCAACAAUGCAGGCCAACCCCGCCUCACCAAGUUCUACACCCAACUUGAGACAUCCGUUCAACAACGUCUAAUCUCUGAGAUCUUCCACCUGGUCUCGACCCGCGCACCCGGAUCCUGCAACUUCCUACCGCUCCCUCCUCUCCUGAGCUCGCAAUCGACAUCCCACACACCGCACUCCCCCUCUACGCCUCACAACGACGUGCCUUCCCUUGUCACCUACCGCCACUAUGCGACGUUAUACUUUAUCAUUAUUAGCACGAGCACGGAGAGUCCGCUGGCGUUGAUAGAUCUGAUCCAGGUGUAUGUGGAAGCGCUGGAUAGGUUGUUUGAGAACGUGUGCGAGUUGGAUUUGAUCUUUAACUUUGAGACGCUGCACGCGACCUUGAGUGAGAUGAUUGUGGGUGGGGUGGUCAUUGAGACGCAUCUGGACCGUGUGGUUGAGGGUGUGAGGGCCCAGGGCAGGGUGGCCAAGAGACCGGUUAAUGAGUCGAGGAGCGGGUUAGGCAAUCUGGCGAUGGGCAGUAACUUUGCUUGGGCAGGACGAUGAAGAGGAUGGCAUUCAGUGCGGACACGCUUUACGGAUUCUGGAUUUGCCCUGACUCGGGUUGGAAUGCGAGGGAUGUACAGCCCCGGAAGAAAGCUGGUGGUAUAUCGCUCAUGCUUCCCAAGAAUCACCGAGGAAUCGCUUUGAGGUGGGCAAAUAGAGCGCUGAGCCGUGGUGGCUUUGCAAGCUUGCGAUGGCAACCGUCGCUGCUCUCAUACGAACCUAUGUUGUGCAGGGCACCUGCAACUGAGCUCUCGGCUCAGAUACUGGAGGAUGGGGAUUCAUGUGCGCUAUUUAUACAAAUGGAGAGCAACCAUUCGAGGAGCAAUUAGAUUCUCCCGGAUGCGAACAAACGCCAAUGCUAUGAUACAACCCUUCAUGCACCUGACGCCGUUCCCUUCCGCAGCUGCUUUGGCUACGCGGUUCUUAGAUUCGCUUUCCCUGUACAGUUCUCCUCUCUUAUCAUAUUCCAUG
Molecule: messenger RNA, 1164 nt
Organism: Amorphotheca resinae ATCC 22711
Lineage: Eukaryota; Fungi; Ascomycota; Leotiomycetes; Helotiales; Amorphothecaceae
Exons: 3
Coding region: 124-693 (189 amino acids)
Biological process (GO): vesicle-mediated transport; protein transport
Cellular component (GO): intracellular membrane-bounded organelle
Source: RefSeq, a predicted model, not a curated record